AUGCCUACCAUGCGACCAGCCACGGCGCUGGUGAUGGGCCUCGCUGCCUUCUCCGGCAUGGCGGACGCUUUCUGGCGUCUUCCUUGCCGUGGACGCAGCGGACUUGCUCGUGUUGAUCCUUUGAUGGACCCCGGCAAGCCCUCGUACCACGUUCACGCCGUUCACGGAUCUAGCGCAUUCGGUAUGACUGCCGACACCGAAACCCUUAGAGCCGGUCAGUGUACUUCUUGCGGUGUGAAGCAAGAUAAAUCCGCGUACUGGGCUCCUGCUCUGUACUUCAUGCACGAGAAUGGCGAAGCCGAGAUCGUUGAGGAAGUGGGAGGCAUGCUUGCUUACUAUCUUCUGUACGGCGACAAUGUGGAGGCCUUCCCUGAUGGGUUCCGCAUGAUUGCCGGUGACCCGUUCUUGCGCGACUUCCCCUGGCCCGUUCCCGAUCCCCCCAAGUCCGAGUGGAGUGGUGAACAAGCCUCCCAGAAAGCGCUUGCGCAGAAGGCUAUCGGAUUCAACUGCCUGAACUACGCUAAGACCCCGGAACCGUCUCUUGGCCGCCAUUUCCUCCCCAACAAGACGUAUCUCGACGAGCAUUGCACCGACGGCGUCCGCUUCGAGCUCAUGUUCCCCUCCUGCUGGAACGGCAAGGAUGUCGACACCGAGGAUCACAAGUCGCAUGUUCGCUACCCCUCUCUGGUGAUGGACGGAACCUGCCCCGAGGGCUUUGAGCAUCGCAUUGUCUCGCUGUUCUUCGAGACUAUCUGGGACACCUAUGCAUUCAAGGAUAAGGAAGGCUACUUCGUUCUCUCCCAGGGUGAUCCCACCGGAUACGGUUAUCAUGGUGACUUCAUGCACGGUUGGGAGCCCGGUGUCCUCGAGCAGGCCGUCGAGCAGUGCACCAACCCCUCCGGUGAGGUUUCGGACUGCCCCAUCUUCGAGCUCCAAAGCGAGGCUGAGCAGCUCCUGUGCAAAUUUGACGUGCCGGAGAUCCUGAAGAGUGAAGAAGUGGAGAAGUGCACUGGUAUCCCCAACGGCCUCUCGAUCGAAUGGGGCCCUAACUACGCAUACCCCAUUUCCUACACUACUACCGCCGCCGCCCCCUCGCCCACCACCAGCAAGGAUUCUGGUUUCUCGCUCGACCUGGGAGGAAUCCUCGACGGCCUGCAUAUCAACAAGGCCAGCUCGACCACGACCACGUCUUCGAGCUCGACUUCCACCUGGACCCCUACCCCCACCACCUCAUAUGUCCAGGGAGCUGUGACGCAGGCGGUUGUCUACGUGGAGCGGGAGGUGGUCGUGCUGGUUGAUGGACAGGGCAAGGUCCUCGGCACCCAGACCGGUGACUUGGAGACUGUUUCGACCUCCUACUCUACCACCACCGAAGUCGUGUCGACCAUUGUGUCUACCCCUACCGACCCCCCUGCCAAGCGCCACCACGCCCACAAGCGUCACGGCCACGGCCACGCCCAUGCGCACUAA
Messenger RNA from Aspergillus terreus NIH2624, 1470 nucleotides. RefSeq names its product DUF1996 domain-containing protein. NCBI's taxonomy places the organism in Eukaryota, Fungi, Ascomycota, Eurotiomycetes, Eurotiales, Aspergillaceae. The coding region runs from base 1 to 1470 and encodes 489 amino acids. The record is from RefSeq and is a predicted model, not a curated record. The transcript is spliced from 3 exons.